This is a messenger RNA of Megalops cyprinoides (Indo-Pacific tarpon), 5840 nucleotides long. RefSeq names its product collagen alpha-1(XIV) chain-like. Gene Ontology annotation, molecular function: protein binding. Gene Ontology annotation, cellular component: interstitial matrix. The transcript is spliced from 48 exons. The coding region runs from base 145 to 5769 and encodes 1874 amino acids. Lineage: Eukaryota; Metazoa; Chordata; Actinopteri; Elopiformes; Megalopidae. The record is from RefSeq and is a predicted model, not a curated record.
AAGAAGGAGCGGUGGAGAGUUUCUUUUUAAGUAUCAGGGGAAGGCAGUCGCAUAAUCGGGCGUUGUGAGUUCCUUCUGAGAGACAAUAAGUCCGUAUACAUGACUCGAAAGGUGUCUUGUGAAUCUUACACACAGCCGUAAAGGAUGAAGAUUUUGGGACGCAGUAUCGGGGCGUGCUCCACGCUGGUUUUACUUGCUCUGGCCGCCCUUUUUACCAGCGCAGCUCAGGGUCAAGUUUCAUCUCCACGGAGGCUACGUUUUAAAGUGCUGAAUUCAGGCAAAUUACAGGUGUCAUGGAAAGAGCCAAAAGGAGAUUUUGAAAGCUAUAGAUUUAUUUAUAGCUCUGAGCCAGGUGGGAAAGAAAAUGAGCUGCAGAUAUCAAAAAGGGAAAAUAAAGCAGAAAUAGACUUCAAUCCUAGGAAGGAGUACAGCGUUAAGGUUAUCACUGUUAGUGGAACCCAGAAGAGUAAACCACUGCAAGGCAAAUACACAGCCCAGGACUCUGUGCCUGAUGAUGGAAGCGCACCGCUUGAGAAGCUGAAAGACACCAGUGCAACUGUGGACACCAAUGAGAUAUCAGAAGAGGAUCAGUUUGUUUGCAAGACCCCGGCAAUAGCGGACAUCGUGAUCCUGGUGGACGGCUCCUGGAGCAUUGGCAGGAUAAACUUCCGUCUGGUGCGCAUGUUCCUGGAGAACCUGGUGAGCGCCUUCACCGUGGGCUUCGACAAGACCCGGAUAGGACUGGCCCAGUACAGCGGUGACCCCAGGAUUGAGUGGCAUCUGAACGCCUACACCACCAAAGAUGCCGUGAUCGACGCAGUGAAAAAUCUGCCAUACAAAGGGGGCAACACGCUGACAGGUCUUGCGUUGACAUACAUUCUGGAGAACAGCUUCAAGCCUGAGUCUGGCGCCAGACCAGGCGUUCCCAAAAUUGGGAUCCUGAUAACAGAUGGCAAGUCCCAGGAUGACGUCAUCCCUCCUGCUCAAAGCCUUCGGGAGGAAGGCAUUGAGCUGUUUGCCAUCGGCGUAAAGAAUGCAGAUGAGAACGAGCUGAGGGCCAUCGCCUCGCCGCCGGACGACACGCACGUCUACAACGUGGCCGACUUCACCGUCAUGAGCACCAUCGUUGAGAGCCUGACCAGGACGCUGUGCGAGCGCGUGGAGCAGCAGGACAAGGAGAUCAAAGGAGUUACUGGGGUUCAGACGUCUGCAGGCGCUCCACAGGACCUGGUGACAUCAGAGGUGACAGCAAGGAGCUUUCGGGUGACUUGGACCCAUGCCCCCGGGGAGGUGAAGAAGUACCGUGUGGUGUACCACCCUGCCAGGGGGGGCCCGCCGGAGGAGGUGGUGGUUGACGGGCGUGAAAACACGGUGGUGCUGCAGUACCUGAACUCUCUGACGGAGUAUCAGAUAGCCGUCUUCGCCGUGUACGUCAGCACGGCCAGCGAAGCCCUCCGAGGCAGCGUGACGACCUUGGCCCUCCCCAUGGUGAACAACCUGGAGCUGUACGAGGUCUCCCACAGCACCAUGCGGGCGCGCUGGAAGGGCGUGGAGGGCGCCUCCGGGUACAUGAUCCUAUACGCCCCACUGACUGAGGCCGACGCCGCAGACGAGAAGGAGGUGAAAGUGGCGGAGUCCGUGAAUGACAUCGAGCUGGAGGGGCUGACCCCAAACACAGAGUACACUGUCACCGUGUACGCCAUGUACGGCGAAGAGGCCAGCGACCCCAUGACCAGUCAGGAGACCACACUUCCUCUGACUCCAGCCCGGAAUCUGCGGUUCUCCAACAUUGACCACAGCUCAGUCAAGCUGGCAUGGGAUGCAGCAUCCAAGAGGGUCAAAGGUUACCGCAUCAUGUAUGUAAAGACUGACGGGGACCAAACCAAUGAGGUGGAUGUGGGUCAGGUCACGACGCUGCAGCUCAGGAACCUGACAUCGCUGACAGAGUACACAGUGGCCAUCUUCGCUAUCUACGAUGAGGGCCAGGCUGAGUCCCUCACCGACAGCUUCACCACCAAGGUGGUCCCCGCCCCGCUGAACCUCAGGACCAGCGAGGUCUCCACAGACAGCUUCCGGGUCAGCUGGCAGCACUCUGCCACGGACAUAGUACUGUACAGAGUGUCCUGGACGCCCACAAGCGGGGGGGACACCAAGGAGAUGAUUGUGAAUGGCAACCUUGACACAUUCCUGUUGACUAAUUUGCGGCCUUUCACUGAGUAUGAGGUGUCCCUUUCCGCCAUCUUCAGAGAUGAAACCGAGAGUGAUGCUGUGGCUGUUUUGGAAACAACAGUGGCAAGAACAACCACCGUGGCCACCACUACAGCAGUGGUGCGUCAGGGAGUGAGGAACAUGAAGAUCAGUGAUCAGACCACCUUCAGCAUGCAGGUGUCCUGGGAGCUGCAGGACCCCAACGUGCGUCAGUACCGUGUGGCUUACAUCACCGUGAGGGGUGACCGUGCAGAGGAAGCGGUCCUGGUCCCCAGCAGACAGAGCUCCAUCCUCCUGCAGCCGCUGCUCUCAGACACGGAGUAUAAGGUCACCGUCACCCCGGUCUACGCCGACGGAGACGGUCCCAGCGUGAUCCGCAUGGGCAAAACCCUGCCCCUCUCCGCGCCCCGGAAUCUGAGGGUGUCUGAAGAGUGGUACAAUCGCUUCCGCAUCACCUGGGACACGCCUCCAUCUCCGACCAUGGGGUACAGGAUUGUCUACCAGCCCAUCUCCGCUCCGGGACCUGCUCUGGAGACCUUUGUGGGUGAGGAUGUCAACACCAUGCUGAUCCUGAACCUGCUCAGUGGGACGGAGUACAGCGUCAAAGUCAUCUCCUCCUACACCACCGGCUCCAGCGAGGCUCUGUCCGGCAAGGCUAAGACACUGUACCUGGGAGUGACCAACCUGAACGCCUACCAGGUGCGCAUGACCAGCAUGUGCGUGCAGUGGAAGCCUCACCGCCAUGCCACGCUCUACCGGGUGGUCAUUGAGUCCCUGCUCAAUGGACAAAAACAGGAAGUGAAGUUGGGGGGUGCGGCCUCCAGGCACUGCUUCUACGACCUAACUCCCAACACCCAGUACAAGAUCAGCAUCUACGCCCAGCUCCAGGACACCGAGGGGCCAGCGGUCAUCGUCAUGGAAAAGACCUUCCCUGUUCCAACUGAGCCUCCGACGAAACCUCCCACCACGACCCCCCUGCCUACCAUCCCUCAGGCCAGAGAAGUCUGCAAAGCAGCCAAGGCCGACCUGGUCUUCUUAGUGGACGGGUCCUGGAGCAUCGGUGACGACAAUUUCCAGAAAAUCAUCGGCUUCCUGUACAGCACGACAGGUGCUCUGGACCAGAUCGGCCCAGAUGGAACACAGGUUGCCAUCGCUCAGUUCAGCGAUGACGCCAGAACAGAGUUCAAACUCAACUCGUACAGUGACAAGGAGACACUGCUGGACGCCAUUCAGCGCAUCCAGUACAAAGGAGGAAACACCAAGACAGGACGAGCCAUCAAACACGUGAAGGAUGCCAUCUUCACUGUGGAGGGGGGCAUAAGGAGAGGCAUCCCCAAAGUGCUGGUGGUGCUUACGGACGGGCGGUCCCAGGACGACGUCAACAAGGUUUCCAAGGAGAUGCAGAUGGAAGGUUACAUCGUUUUCGCCAUCGGGUUCGCCGACGCCGACUAUGGGGAGCUGGUGAGCAUCGCCAGCAGGCCCAGCGAGAGGCACGUCUUCUUCGUGGAUGAUCUGGACGCUUUCAGGAAGAUCGAGGAGCAGCUGGUGACCUUCGUCUGCGAGGCAGCCUCAGCUACCUGUCCUUCUGUCCAGAUGAGAGGCAGCACCUUGGCAGGAUUCCGGAUGAUGGAGAUGUUUGGACUGGUCCAGGACCAGUAUGCAGGUGUUGAGGGAGUGUCUAUGGAGCCUGGGACAUUCAACAGCUUCCCUUGCUACAGGCUGCACAAGGAUGCCCUCAUCUCCCAGCCCACAAAGUUCCUGCACCCUGAAGGCCUCCCCUCUGAUUACACCAUCACCGUGCUGUUCCGCCUGCUGCCUGAGACUCCCCAGGAGCCCUUUGCAUUGUGGGAGAUCGUGAACAAAGACAACGAGCCCCUGGUGGGCCUCAUCUUGGACAACAAUGGCAAAACCCUCACAUUCUUCAACUAUGACUACAAAUCGGAGUUCCAGACGGUGACAUUCGAGGGCCCAGACAUCAAAAAGCUCUUCUAUGGAAGUUUCCACAAGCUCCACAUGGCCAUCAGCAAGACCACAGCCAAGGCAUACAUUGACUGCAAGCUAGUGGGAGAGAAGCCAGUCAAUGCAGCGGGGAACAUCACCACAGAUGGUGUGGAGGUGCUGGGCAGGAUGGUUCGCUCCCGGGGGAAAAGGGACAACUCUGCACCGUUUCAGCUCCAGAUGUUUGACAUUGUCUGCAGUACUUCGUGGGCCAGCCGGGACAACUGCUGUGAGCUGCCAGGCCUGCGAGUGGAGGCUGACUGUCCCGCUAUGCCCAAAGCCUGCACCUGCACUCAGGACAGCAAAGGCCCUCCUGGACCCUCAGGACCCCCUGGCGGUCCAGGAAUCAGAGGAGCGAGAGGGGAACGAGGGGAACCAGGCCAAGUGGGUCCUCAGGGUCCGGUCGGAGACAUUGGUGCACCCGGACCCCAGGGGCCACCUGGACCUCAGGGGCCCAGUGGACUGUCCAUUCAGGGACCGCCGGGAGCAACAGGGGAGAAAGGAGAGAAAGGUGAAAUAGGCCCUCAAGGACUGCAGGGUGUCCCUGGACCCUCUGGGGCACCAGGACGGGACGGGCCAUCAGGGCCGAGGGGACUGCCAGGCAAGGAUGGACCCCAGGGACGGCAGGGUCCCACGGGAACCAUUGGCGCCCCUGGAGCUCCAGGAUCGCCUGGUUUGACUGGACCCCCAGGGUCAGCGGGCGAUCUGGGUCCACCUGGUCCUCCCGGUACUAAAGGCGAAAAGGGUGAACGGGGUGACUUGCAGUCCCAAGCUUCCGUCCAAGCAAUUGCCCGGCAAGUCUGUGAACAGCUCAUUCAGAGUCACAUGUCUCGCUACAACUCCAUCCUCAACCACAUCCCCAUUCAGCCAUCCUCUGUGCGCACUGUGCCUGGGCCUCCAGGGGAGCCCGGGCGGCAGGGGCCCCCGGGGCCUCAGGGUGAGCAGGGCCCUCCGGGCAGGCCAGGGUUCCCGGGGAACAACGGAGAGAACGGUCAGCCAGGAGAGAGAGGGUUCCCAGGAGAGAAGGGAGAGAAGGGGAGCCCAGGUGUGGGCAUCCAGGGCCCCAGAGGGCCCUCAGGGCCUCCAGGGCCACCGGGUGAGGGGCGAACAGGCAGCCAGGGGCCACCAGGCAGACCGGGCAACCCUGGAACGGCGGGACGACCAGGCAUUCCCGGCCCCACCGGUCCUGCUGGCCCGCCCGGAUAUUGCGACCAGAACUCCUGCUUCAACGGUGGAAAUGGUGGUGGCCCAACUGACAGCGAUGUUCCCUUAGUACAAUUGCCUCCCAACACCUACCAACCGUACGGCCCCACCGGCAACGAGGACGAAGACGAAGACCCUUAUGAUCCGUACAGAGUGUACCCAUCCGAAUACUACCAGCCCAACUACCCCGCCCCCCGCCCGGUCCAGCCUGACCCCUCCCCCUUUGAGGACCCCAUUGAAGUAAGGUCGCCGGGAAUCCAGCGUAUAACCAGAAGCCUGUUUGAAAAGGACAGCGGCCCCACCAACAAGAGGGAGGGACGACUGAAGAGACUCUCCCGCAAGUCAGGGACGCUCAGUUGAAGAACUCAAGCAAGACUGCAGAACAAAAUAGAACAGGAUUCAUGACUACAUCAGCUCCUGGAGGAACCAAC